AUGGUGCUCCUUUCGACGCUUAAAGUGAGAUCAACAAACGAGGAUGAUGUUGUGAAGAUUAGCUUGAAGCGAUCAAAACUGGAUCCUGAUGCCAACCCACUUGAGGCCCUUCAAGCUUUGCCUAAUCUAAUAGAGCUCAAUUUGGUUGACUAUUAUACCGGGGAGAAGUUAGAAGUUCAAGUGGAAACGUUCCAGAAGCUAAAGAUAUUACGCAUCCAACAACUUGAUCAACUAAAUUUGAUGAUAGUCGAGAAUGGGGCAAUGCCUGUGCUUAAGAAGCUAACCAUGUCCAAAUGUGAGAAUUUGAGGUUACUUCCAGUUGGCAUAGAGGGUCUUACGAAACUCGAGGAGCUCUGUGUCCAUGACAUGCAUGCUGAAUUCAUGGCUCAGCUCCGAAGGGAAACUGAAGCAUUUCAAGAAUUUUCAUUCUGA
Prunus armeniaca (apricot) is the source of this 432-nucleotide messenger RNA. Lineage: Eukaryota; Viridiplantae; Streptophyta; Magnoliopsida; Rosales; Rosaceae. The record is from the annotation of a GenBank genome assembly.